This is a messenger RNA of Galeopterus variegatus (Sunda flying lemur), 339 nucleotides long. RefSeq names its product colipase, pancreatic (gene CLPS). Gene Ontology annotation, cellular component: extracellular region. Bases 1 to 339 code for a protein of 112 amino acids. The transcript is spliced from 3 exons. NCBI's taxonomy places the organism in Eukaryota, Metazoa, Chordata, Mammalia, Dermoptera, Cynocephalidae. Gene Ontology annotation, biological process: digestion; lipid catabolic process; response to food. Gene Ontology annotation, molecular function: lipase binding; enzyme activator activity. The record is from RefSeq and is a predicted model, not a curated record.
AUGGAGAAGGUUCUGGUCUUUCUGCUUGUUACCAUUGCAGUGGCCUAUGCGGCUCCUGAUCCCCGGGGACUUGUUAUCAAUCUGGAGGAGGGCGAAAUCUGCCUGAACAAAAUCCAGUGCAAGAGCGGUUGCUGCCAACAUACGAGUGCGAUAAGCGUGGCCCGCUGCGCACCAAUGGUCAGAGAGAACAGCGAGUGCUCGGCCUCGUCGCUCUAUGGAAUUUACUACAAGUGUCCCUGUGAGCGGGGCCUGACCUGCCAGGGGGACAAGAGCAUCGUGGGCUCCAUCACCAACACCAACUAUGGCACCUGUAUUGACGCUGGACGCUCCAAGCAGUGA